AUGGCCUAUUUUAACGUUUUAGACUUGCCUCAUCAUCAAAUAGACCUCAUUCAUUCCAUGCACUCCUUCCAUCUGCUUGUAAAUAUCUUCACUCAGAUCUUGAUAGCCAAUCGUAGCGAGAUUGCAUGUCGGGUUAUGAGGACCGCCCACAAAAUGGGCAUCCAAUCAGUGGCUGUGUACAGUGAUGCUGAUAGAAGUUCACUUUUUGUACAGGAAGCAGAUGAGGCGUAUCACAUUGGUGGGGCAGCGUCCCUCGACAGCUACCUGAAAAUGGACAAGGUCAUCCAAGUUGCCAAAAGGUCAGGGGCUCAGGCGAUCCAUCCAGGAUAUGGCUUCCUGUCGGAGAGCAUGGAAUUUGCGGAACUCUGCCAGAAAGAGGGCCUCAUCUUUAUUGGACCUCCCUCUUCUGCCAUCAGAGAUAUGGGUAUCAAGAGGUGGGUGGGUGGGUUGGUUUUGAAGAGAGGGAUGCACCGGAUUCAGGUUUUUCAAAUUCGACCGGGACCGGACUUGGCCGGAUUUAAAAUUCAAAAACCGGCCGGGGCCGGAUUUAACACGUCAAAGCACAUCAUGUCAUCGGCUGGAGUGCCAAUCAUCGAAGGGUACCACGGUGACGACCAAUCAGAGGAGAGAUUGUUGAAGGAGGCGGAGCGAAUCGGGUUCCCUGUCAUGAUCAAAGCUGUCAGAGGUGGCGGAGGAAAGGGCAUGAGGAUAGCCCUGAACGGUCAAGAGUUCUUGCCCCAACUUGAAUCUGCCCGAAACGAGGCCUACAAAGCCUACAAAGACACCGUUGUUCUCAUUGAAAAAUAUGUCCAGUGUCCGAGACACGUUGAGGUUCAGAUCUUUGGCGACAUGCACGACAACUACGUGUACCUGUUCGAGAGGGACUGCAGCGUCCAGAGGAGGCAUCAGAAGGUCAUCGAGGAAGCUCCUGCUCCACACAUAUCAGAAGCGACCCGCAAGCGACUCGGUGAAGCUGCUUGCAGAGCUGCCAGGGCUGUUAAAUACGUUGGAGCUGGAACUGUGGAGUUCAUUAUGGAUCGUGAAGAAAAUUUUUAUUUCAUGGAGAUGAACACGAGAUUACAAGUUGAACAUCCGGUCACUGAGAUGGUCACGGGGACUGAUCUUGUCCAAUGGCAGAUUAUGUCCUCAUCAUCGUCAUCAUCACCACCAUCAUCAUCAUCUUCUUCAUCACCAGAUGAGUUCUCGCCGUUCGUAAUGAUACAGGGGGUGAGGAUGAACCACGAGAACACGAGAAGGAUCGUUCUUAAUGACGGGGUUAAAGACAUUCAGAUGAGCGUAACCUUCAAAGGCGACGAUAAUUACGAGGUCAAGUUCAAUGACUUGACCUACAAAGCUCGAGCCUCAUUAGACGAAAGCCGACCUAAUAAAAUUGUACUCGAGUUUUCACUGGAUGGAUACGUGUCUAGGAGUAACGCUGUCAUGAACAAAGAUGUGCUGCACUUCUUCAGCAAUAGCGGCAGCCACCAGAUGAAGUUAGUGGCCCCAUUAUUCGUGGCAGCAAGCAACGCGACCUCGUCGGAGGCCACCGGCCACUCUGGUGCCAGGUCGCCCAUGCCAGGUGUGGUGGACAAGAUAUUUGUGAGGGGCGGUCAGAGGGUGGAAGAGGGCCAGCCUGUUGCCGUCAUCAUCGCCAUGAAGAUGGAGUACGUGAUAAGAGCCCCGAAGACAGGUGUAGUAGAAGAGGUUAUUUUCCAAGUAGGAGACACUGUCAAGAAGAACGCUGAACUGGUGCAUAUCAAGGAGGAGUGA
Messenger RNA from Helobdella robusta, 1770 nucleotides. RefSeq lists its product as hypothetical. The record is from RefSeq and is a predicted model, not a curated record. Gene Ontology annotation, molecular function: ATP binding; methylcrotonoyl-CoA carboxylase activity; metal ion binding. Gene Ontology annotation, cellular component: mitochondrion. Lineage: Eukaryota; Metazoa; Annelida; Clitellata; Rhynchobdellida; Glossiphoniidae. The transcript is spliced from 16 exons. The coding region runs from base 1 to 1770 and encodes 589 amino acids.